AUGGGCUUGCUAUUGACGAGGAAAACUUGUGGAUGUGUUCUUUGAAAUAUUGCUUUGUAAAGUUUCUGGUGUAAAUUGUAGAUUUCUGCCUCAAAAGCUAUAGCUGUUUUUGGGUUUAAUUCUAAGCUCUGUUUUGAAUAAUUUAUAGAACAAGUCUGGGAUUUUUUAAGCUCUUUGGGUUUUUAUUUCUAUGCUGAAGCAGAUCGAUUAUUAGAAAUUUUUGCGACCGUUUUAGUAUACCGUAAGCUAUAAAUGGAAAAACUUAAAGUCAAAGAAUCUUUGUAUUGAUUUCUAUAUGCGAUUCAAUUUGAUAUCGAUCGGUUUGAAUGAAAAUUUUCCCAAAUCUGACUCCAAUCCGUUUUGGAGUCAGAUCAGAGCCUGUGUAAGUCAGAUUCGGAGUUCCAUCAUUUCUUGCAUACCGACUCCGGCUCAGCUGGUGCUCUGCCUUAGGUUCUGGGACUCUGGCUCUACAGUUGCUGAGAAGAGGCGGGAAAAUGGAGUAAUCUAAACUGAAAGACAACUCUAAGCUUAGUUACCGUUGAAAGUGAAACAGCAGAAAACAUGAAAACCAAUUGCUUAUCUUGGGUUUUCUCAGGAGCCAGACGGCUAUGAAAGAUUUAUUUGCAGAAGUGCAAUGCAGUAAUGAAGGUCUCCAGCAUCAAGCAAGUCAAGGAAUAACUGGUCUGAAUUCAAGGAGAGCUUGAGUGAUAAGAAAAGAGAAGCAGAUGUGGAUACGCUGUGGAAAAUCUCUUUGGCACUUAGAAGCCUUGAGACAAUCCUCUAAGUCUCCAUGUCUUUUCUCACUUUUCUCUCCCUACUCGGAUACGCCUCACAGGAAGUCCAAGCUUGCACCUUUACAGGAGAGGAAAAUGAUUGAUAGGUUCAGGCUAAAUGCUAAAGGAGGUGAUGGCGGCCAUGGUUGUUCCAGCUUUCGCCGUAGCCGGCAGGUUCGUCGUGGCAGACCUGAUGGUGGUAGUGGUGGAAGAGGUGGUGAUGUGAUUUUGGAAUGUUCCCCCACAGUUUGGGACUUCAGUGGUUUGCAACAUCACAUUACGGCAAACAGAGGUGGACCAGGAUCCUCAAAGAAUAUGAUAGGAACCAGAGGGGAAGAUAAGGUUGUCUACGUACCUGUUGGCACUGUGAUACAUCUUAUAAAGGGUGAAAUUCCUUCCAUUGUUAAAAAUCAUUCUUCAACAGAUUUGGAUCCGUGGGAGAUUCCGGGUACACUUGUCGAUGGCAUAUCUGAAUCAAAUCAGGCAUCUACCUAUAAUGACCCUAACAUGGCAGCUGAAGUUGAAUCAUUGCUCCAUACUGGUUGCUCAUCAGAUCAAAAUGGAGGCACUCUAGAGAUAUUGCCAUGCAGAAAGCAGACAACUCAAGGUGCAUCGACCAAUGCUCUUCCUCAAUUGUCUCCUCGCAAUCAUACAUCCAAAGUUUGCAAGAAAGAAGAGAUGGAGGAGACAGAACAAAUGCAAUACAAUGUUGCAGAAUUAACAGAACAAGGUCAACGAGUUAUAGUUGCUCAAGGAGGGGAGGGUGGUUCAGGCAAUGUUUGUACUUCCAGAGUUCCAAAUAAGCUCAAAUCCAUAAUGCCUGGGGUUGACAAGGAUAAAACCAUCGAUGUUGAAGUAUCUGAUGAUGAUCAGUACCCUCGUAGUGAGGGCUUGCCUGGUUCUGAAUCUAUUCUUGAGUUAGAACUCAAGAGUAUUGCUGAUGUGAGCUUCGUGGGGAUGCCUAAUGCUGGUAAAAGUACUCUACUAGGUGCUAUAUCAAGGGCGAAGCCCUCUGUAGGGCAUUAUGCCUUCACAACUCUAAGGCCUAAUCUGGGGAAUCUGAACUUUGAUGACUUGUCAAUCACGGUUGCUGAUGUUCCUGGACUCAUAAAGGGUGCCCAUGAGAAUCGUGGGCUUGGACACGCAUUCCUGCGCCACAUAGAACGCACGAAGGUUCUGGCCUAUGUGCUAGACUUAGCUUCUGCAUUAGAUGGUAGAAAGGGUAUUCCGCCAUGGGAACAGCUGAAAGAUCUUAUCUUAGAGCUUGAAUAUCAUCAGGAGGGUUUAUCUGGUCGACCAUCUUUAAUAGUGGCAAAUAAAGUUGAUGAGAAUGGGGCUGAAGAAGUGUAUCGAGAAUUAAAAAGAAGGGUCCCAGGUGUUCCAAUUUUUCCCGUAUGUGCUGUUUUGGAGGAGGGAAUAGCAGAGCUGAAAACUGGUCUUAAAGGGCUCGUGAAUGGUGAAAUUUCUUGCAGACUCAGUAUAGAUGAAAUGUUGCUUGAUUAGGUACUUGCUGAUAAAUGUCCUUCGCUUCUUAAGAGCGCGCCACCCCCCCCCCCCCCCCAAAAAAAACAAAAAACAAAAAAAAAGUAAAAAGUAUCUUGGGCGGCUACCACCAAUAAAAUAUUUUUUUUAAAAAAAAAACAGAAGCUAAGCUGCCACCAAGUCACCAACCCAACUGCCAACAUUUACUUAGAAAAUGCAGAAAAAUAUGCGUUGGAUACCUCCAUGAUCUUCUCUUCGGUUGAGUUUCAGUGUGAAUUGUGGAUGUUUUCAGAAGACGCAGAAGCAUGUAAUUUUGAAUGCUUGAAGAUUCUUUCAUACGGGCACAGGGUGAACAGAAAUCUUCAGUUCUCAAAAUUUCUGGCUUUUUACCAGUUGAGGAUUUCUAAAAGAGGGAUAUAUAUAUCCUUGAUUUUGUUGAUCUUCGUAUGAAUAACUGGUUCUAUGGAGAUCCAAUUAUCUGAAUAUCUUUUCUUAAUUUGUUGAUAGUGUUUGAUAUAUGCAGGUUGAACACAUAUCCCCAACUUAUUAUUACUAUAAAAUCAACUUAAUUAAGGGCAA
Molecule: messenger RNA, 2834 nt
Organism: Carya illinoinensis
Lineage: Eukaryota; Viridiplantae; Streptophyta; Magnoliopsida; Fagales; Juglandaceae
Product: probable GTP-binding protein OBGM, mitochondrial
Exons: 7
Coding region: 726-2276 (516 amino acids)
Cellular component (GO): mitochondrion
Molecular function (GO): magnesium ion binding; GTP binding; GTPase activity
Source: RefSeq, a predicted model, not a curated record